This is a messenger RNA of Geodia barretti, 1937 nucleotides long. Lineage: Eukaryota; Metazoa; Porifera; Demospongiae; Tetractinellida; Geodiidae. The record is from the annotation of a GenBank genome assembly.
GGCAUUCUCGUCCCUGGCCGAGUCGGCCUAUGAACUGGCCUGCACUGACGAGGACACAGAGCCAGCCACCUACUCCCUCUCUGGUGCCUUUGAAUUUCUAGUCACCAAAGUCAUGCAGACAGCUGAUAGGUAAAAAUGGGUAUAUGCACGUUUGGGUGAUGGGAGGAGUUUGGGAGUGUUGCGAAAAAGGCCAUCCUCACUUAUUGUAACCCUGCAUCAGAAUGCCCAUUCUUCCUUCACAAUUUUGCCAAGCGCUUGUCAUCACAUGCAUGCUUACUUUCGUUGCAUGCGUAUGACUGCAGCGGUGUAUCUACUAGCCUAUGUUGUCAACAUCUCUGAAACUGUGUAUGAGCUCACAACUUUAACACUCUUCCUUAGCUUGUGGUUGCUGGUCUUAUUUAAAUCACUUGUAAGCUGUAAUCUGAUUGGACUGCGAUGGAUUCUGGCAGGAAAAAUGAAAAUCAUUACCUAUGUGAUCAUGUGUAUUCCCUCCUGAAAGAAUCUUUGUGUGUGUGUGUUGUAUUGUGUCUGACUGGUAGACCUGAUGCCAGCCAGAAUAACCUGCGGACAUCGGCCUACGAGGCUCUCAUGGACCUCAUCAAGUACAGUGCCAAGGACUGCUAUGUGGUGAUCCAGAAGACGACGCAGGUCAUGAUGGACAGACUGAGACAGAUCCUUACUGUUGAUGCUGGAGGCCAAUUGAGUGGGGCAGACAAGCAGCAACUGGCGGACCUCGAGUCCCUCAUCUGUGCCACGCUGCAGAGCCUGGUGAGGAAAGUCAGCCGCGAAGACGCUCUCACCAUCUCCUCGUCCGUCAUGGAGGCCCUGCUCCUCAUGUUCCAGACCAGUGCAGCCGGGUCCAGCUCUGGGGUCCUGGAGGACGCACUCAUGACUGUCGGGGUACUGGUGGAAGUACUGGGUGAGGAUUUCCAGCACUACAUGGAGGUGUUCUUCCCUUUCCUCAAACUGGCUCUCCAGAACUAUGCUGCCUAUCAGGUUUGCCAGGCAGCAGUUGGGCUGGUGGGUGAUCUGUGCCGUACCCUCACGGCCAAGAUGUUGCCUUACUGCAACAGCAUUAUGGAGAUCAUGGUCGACAAUCUCUCGAAUGCGGCCGUCCAUCGCAGCAUAAAGCCACAGAUCCUCAGUACCAUAGGCGACGUGGCGCUAUCCAUUGGCAGUGGUUUCAAGGUCUACCUGACCAUUGUCUUCCAGAUACUCAAGGAGGCUGCUCAGCUUAAUGUGACCAUCAACAAGAAUGACUUUGAGAUGGUGGACUACAUCAAUGAGUUGAGGGAAGGCUGUCUGGAGGCCUAUACUGGCAUAGUGCAGGGUCUCAAGGGAGAGGAAGGCAGUACCAGUGGGCACCUACAGCUGAUGACGCCCGAGGUACCGUUCCUCUUCCAGUUUAUUGAGCACGUGGCUAAAGAUGAGGACAGAUCUGAUGGUGUCACUGCAUGCUGUGCUGGGCUGCUUGGUGACCUGUGCUCUGCCUAUGGGAAGGCCCUGCUGAGUGAGCUGCAGAAGAGCCCCAGUCUGAACAUCAUGAAGCUGCUGCAGGAGGGCAAGUCCUCUCGCACCAAACGCACAAAGACCCUCUGUUCCUGGGCCCUGAAGGAGAUGAAGGCUCUACAAAAGUGAAAUCUUGAACUCUCUACAUUAUGUGAACGGGAGUGCGAGCGAGCGAGCGUGUGAGAGCGAGCGAGCGAGAGAGAACGAGAGAGAGUGAGAGAGCUGUCGCCACGGUCACACAAUGCCUAGUGCCAAUUCACAUGUAUUUUCGUGUGUGUGUUUGUUAUGUGUAAUGUGUGUCAGAUGACUGUCGCUGAUGUACUGCUCUGUCUGUUAUUUUGUUCUUAGCUCUGUUUAUUUUUGUUUUAUGUUGUAUCAUAACAGACUUGUAUGUUUGUGUUACCAUUAAUAUUAUUUCAAAAUGUGAG